Scaptodrosophila lebanonensis is the source of this 733-nucleotide messenger RNA. Its product is annotated as angiopoietin-4-like. NCBI's taxonomy places the organism in Eukaryota, Metazoa, Arthropoda, Insecta, Diptera, Drosophilidae. The transcript has 3 exons. The coding region runs from base 1 to 684 and encodes 227 amino acids. The record is from RefSeq and is a predicted model, not a curated record.
AUGCUUAACUUGCACUUUCUGCUAUUCACUUUCCAUUUGGUGUUCUCCGUUAAUGCAACGCCAAAUUACUGCGAGAAAUUGGACGCAAAUACAGAUGUUAUAACGCUGCCCCACACAAAUCAACAUAUAACCGUCGCCUGCUCGAGGGGUUGGAUUGUGCUGCAGAGGCGAAUUAAUGGAUUUGUGAAUUUUCAGCGUAAUUGGGACGAUUACAAGUGGGGCUUCGGUGAAUUGUACGGGGACUAUUGGCUAGGCCUGGAGAAGGCUCAUCGUUUGACCUCAUCGCGACAAUUUCAUCUCAAAAUAGAAAUAGAGAACUGGAAGGGUAAGAAGGGUGAAGCCUACUAUCCAGUUAUUGUCAUUGGCUCUGAAAAUGAAAAAUACCGAAUAACCCAGUUGGGUGUUGCCCGAUUAUAUGGCAUAAGUAGUGACAACUUUGGACAACACGCGCAUACAGAAUUUCAGGUGGACACCCCCUGCGCUAAGAUGCUAUUUGCUGGCUGGUGGUGGCGCAAUUGCUAUUCGACAAAUCUGAACAGUCUUUAUGCAUUUGGUGAUGACCGCUUGAGGCCGUGUCCAAAGUGCAUUAAUUGGUUAGGAUUUUAUUCUGAGGUGCCCCUAAAGUAUGUGCAAAUGACAAUACAAGUUGCUGAUGCAGACGCAGGUCGGAGAAGUAAACAUUGAAUAUUACAUAAAUAAAUGUUAACCAAGAAAUUAUGCAUACUAACAGUUA